GAAGCAUUAUGACGUUAGGGAAUUCCGAAAUUCUUGCAAGCAAGAACAGGCAAAAGUAAAUAUAUAAACACACAACACCGACUCUGAUCUAACAUUUCUGCAAGCUCUCAUCAACCUUGUUCAGCAAUUUCGUGUCUAUACACUGCAAAGAUGCCACCCAAAAGAAAGGCAGCGGCAGCGAAGACGAAGGCAGGAGGCAAAAAGGCGAAGACUAGCGAUCCAGUUGCCGACGACAAACCUGCGACCACCCAUGACGUCAUCGCUAAACUGAAGGCAAGCGAAAACAAGUCUACCAACAAAAAGAGAAAAGUGGACAGCUUCGUCCCUAGUCAGAGCAUCUACGAGGUUUUCGAGGACUACGACUGUAUGCUGAAUCAAACAAACAUCGGGCACAACAACAACAAAUACUACGUCAUCCAGGUGCUGAAGAGGGUCGGUAUAAACCAGUACCAUGCCUGGAACCGCUGGGGUCGCGUGGGAGAAUCCGGAGCCACUGCAAUGAAAGGACCUUUUGGUUCCUCUGAUGACGCCAUUAAGGACUUCAAAAAGAAAUUCCAGGACAAGACUGGUAAUAAAUGGGAGAAUAGGGACUCGUUCACCCCCAAAACAAAGAAGUACACGAUGAUAGAGAUGUCCCUGGAGGACGACGACGAGGACGAGACGGACGCCUCGGCGCCGACAAAAUCCGCACCCUCUGGACCCGUAGAGAAAUGUACCCUGGACGCCCCCACACAGUCCCUGUUGAACCUCAUCUUUAAUCACGACAUGUUCAAAGACGCCAUGAAGAGUUUUGACAUUGACGUAAAGAAAAUGCCACUCGGAAAACUGAGCAAGGCGCAGAUUGCUAAAGGAUUUGAAGUCCUGGAGGAUCUGGAAAAGGCAGUAGACGCUAAAAACAACGCCCAAAUUGUGUCCCUCUCUUCAAAAUUUUACACCGUAAUUCCUCACGACUUCGGGAGAAAAGUGCCUCCUGUAAUGAAUACAUUAGAAACCAUUCGAAAAAAAUACGAUAUGUUGUUGGUAUUAGGUGACAUAGAAAUUGCACAGACGUUAGAAAAGGAAAAAGAGAAGGUUGCCUCGGAAUCUGCCAAGCAGCCCCAUCCCUUGGACGUUAACUAUAACUUGCUGAAAUGUGAACUGAAACUGCUGGAUCCAAAAUCCAAAGAGUACAAGACUUUGGAAACUUACACAAAAGAAACCGGAAAGGGUUGGAGAGUCCCUAAAAUAAAACACAUCUGGUCCAUGCGGCGAGAAGGAGAGGGAAAAAGGUUUGCAGAACACAAUAAGAUUACAAACAGAAAACUUCUUUGGCACGGAACCAAUGUAGCGGUGGUUGCAGCCAUUUUGAAGAGUGGACUUCGGAUCAUGCCGCACAGUGGGGGUCGAGUGGGAAGCGGAAUCUACUUCGCUUCAGAAAACAGCAAAUCGGCUGGAUAUGUGCGAUGCGCUGGAACAACUGGCAUAAUGUUCCUGAAUGAAGUUGCGUUAGGAAAGGAGCAUCUCAUUACUCAAGACAACUGGCAAUUAAAGGCAGCCCCAAAAGGCUACGAUUGUAUCAUUGCUAAAGGAUGGACGGAACCUGACCCAAAGAAGGAUACGAAGAUAAAAUUAGACGGCAAAGACGUGGUCGUCCCCCAGGGAGUCCCCGUCUCUCAGCCAGAGUAUAACCAAAAAAGCAGUUUCUCACAGAGUGAGUACCUUGUAUACAAGGAGAGUCAAAACAUGAUGCGCUAUCUGGUCAUGGUCGACUUAAAGUAGCCCUUCAGGACAUGAUGCGCUAACUCGUCAUGGUCGACUUACAGUAGCCCUUCAGAACAUGAUGCGCUAACUCGUCAUGGUCGACUUAAAGUAGAACUCACUUCGUUCACUUUAAAUCAUAAAACGUAUGUAGUCAAAACUUAGAUACUAUUAUCUUUUGAGUGUAUGCACUUCUAACUGUUCUCUAAAGACAUCACAGGGUAAAUGUUUGUUAUCACUGACAAUAGUUGUACGUGUUGCAUUUAAUAUUAGGUUGUGUUUUUCUUAUCCAAACUAAUACUGUGAUAUGAGUGUGUUAAUUAGUUAUUUUUUAUUUGUGUUAUCUUCCUCUACUGGAAUGUCAGAUUAAGGUCAUAGUUUGAUUAAUGUAGUUUUUUAUCGUCAUUUUUCCUCUUGGGAAUUUGAUCAAAACAAGGCAGACAUUUCAUGAUUUCAUUGCUAAAACAUUUCUGCAUUUUUAGUAACAUUCUUCAAAAUCAUGCGAUUUUCGUUUAUAAGGCCCGGUUCGUCAUUAUCUCCUAUCAAAAGCGAUCCAAGUAUUUUUUAUACGUUAUUCCAUCAUAUUAUAUACACAGUCAUGCCUGUAGAAGGAUGGUGAUAUAUCAUACAUGUAUGUGUAUGCAUUUUUUCUUAUAUCUGUAUUGUGAGAUUAGCAUUUUUUGCACUAUUCACAUUUUUUACGAUCGGAUUAUUUUUUAAAUAUUCCGUGUAAAUUUUCUGGUUUUUUUUACACUUCUUUUUACAUCGCAUGUUCGUAAGAUUUAUGCUCGAGUUUUAUCGAUUGGAGUGACUCCAGAAAAUGAAUUUGGCGAUGUGAUUGUUUUGCAUAGCUAUCAAUUUGCCCACUUUUAAGUGCUUUAAAACUGACCAGGUUUUACAUACAGGUAUUUAGUUGUUAUGCAGUAGUUAGUCUUUGUAAACGUCUUGUUGUUACUUUGUCUUGGAAUAAAGUAUAUUGUAGUUUUAGAAUAACUCGGUGUUGCUUUUUUGAUCGAUGUCCGAACAAUUUAGAGUGUACACUAAACAUGUACAAAGAUAUGAAGGACAUAAUUCAUCUUCUUAUUACCGGUACUUCAAAUUGUGUUUAAAUGAAGUACUUGGUAGUUUUAGAAUAUAACUUAAGUAAUAAUUCCACAAACCUCUCUAAUCUAAUAAAAUUGUAAAUUCCAGUUUUAAUCAGACAGGCACAUAUAUGUAGACAGACACAAGAAAUUAAAUUCUCCUCUGUGUAAUUCAGUUUUAAGGCACAGUCUAUUUAUUUCCAACUGUUGCCAUUCAGUAUCCCCAAACUGUUAUUGAAAUGGAUUUAUUAAAUAUGCCAAUAAUCCAACUUUAACUUAGUACAUGCACAUGCACCUAACCAUCUGAAACAUUGAUAAUUUUCUCCACAUGUACCUUUAUCAUCAGAUACAUUGAUAAUUCUCUCCACAUGUACCUAACCAUCAGAUACAUUAAUAAUUCUCUCCACAUGUACCUAACCAUCAGAUACAUUAAUAAUUCUCUCCACAUGUACCAAACCAUCAGAUACAUUAAUAUUUCCCUCCACAUGUACCUAACCAUCAGAUACAUUAAUAAUUCCCCCUACAUCUACCUUACCAUCAGAUACAUUGAUAUUUCCCUCCAUAUCUACCUUACCAUUAGAUAUUUACCGCCAGUUACACAAGUCAAAAUUACAAUUUAUUAAAAGACAAACUUAAAUACAUCAAAGGUUUUGACAUGUACUGUAGUAAAAAAAAAAAGCAAAAAUUAUACAAGUAAUAUAUCCUUAAAAAUAACUUCAGUGAUCCCUUUGCGUUGACACAGGCAACUGCUAUACAUGAACAGUCUAUACAUGAACAGUCAGUAAUCAUUUAUGCAGGAGCACCAUGGGUAUAUACAGUUUUCACAGUAUUUCUAUGCUACAUUUAUAAUCCUUAUCAUUAAUAUAUAUAAAAUCUUCAAUUCGGAUCUCUCUUUGCCAAUUUAAAAACGCAAGUUAACUCUCAUCUUGACACUCGAUCUGCACAUCACUCUAGUAAGCUGAGGUGUCAUCGCGGUACAUUGUACAUCUCCUUGCUGCAACCUUCAAAAUUUUACAUUAAAUUCCAAACAACAUACAUUUUAAUUGCAGAUGAACAUCUUGCUUUAAAAAGUAUUGUGUUCAUUUUCCCUUCAUAUAUCGAAUUUGAUUUUCCAAAGAGAUAAAUUAAGGAAUAUGGUCAAAAAAAGAAUUAAAAAUAAACGUAAAAUAUUGGUCCAAAAACAAAAGUUGGCAUCACUCAUAAAUAAAGCCUAUAUAAAGGAUGGCUUCAUGACAAAAAUAUACAUCAGUUACAACUCAAAUCAUCUGAAAAAUAUCAAAUCAUACAGUCCUCACUUUAACUAAAACAAUUACAGUAUAUCUACACCAAAAACUUAAACAAUUCCAUACAAUUAUAAACACAAUAAAGAUACAAAUUUGCUUUAAUUUGCACUUCUGUUUUUUUUUUGCACUGUGAUAUUGCUUUAACCCA
Messenger RNA from Magallana angulata, 4250 nucleotides. RefSeq names its product protein mono-ADP-ribosyltransferase PARP3-like. The transcript has 12 exons. Bases 151 to 1758 code for a protein of 535 amino acids. The record is from RefSeq and is a predicted model, not a curated record. Gene Ontology annotation, cellular component: site of double-strand break. Lineage: Eukaryota; Metazoa; Mollusca; Bivalvia; Ostreida; Ostreidae. Gene Ontology annotation, molecular function: NAD+ poly-ADP-ribosyltransferase activity.